Molecule: messenger RNA, 996 nt
Organism: Rodentolepis nana
Lineage: Eukaryota; Metazoa; Platyhelminthes; Cestoda; Cyclophyllidea; Hymenolepididae
Source: the annotation of a GenBank genome assembly
AUGAGUUUUUCAGAAAUUUCAUCAUGGACUUUAAGAUUGCACACCGAUGCAGUUGAAUUUUCGCCUUCUGGAUCUCAGGCUUUGAUAGGAACAUAUGAACUUAAUGAAUCUACCCGGGAGCGCUAUGGAAGUGUCAUUUGUUAUGAGAUUUCCCCAAAUCAAGCUAACAAAUCUUUUGAAAUUGAUCUCCCCGGAGUUCUUGAUCUAUCGUGGAUGUGCCCCGAUUUAUGCCUCGUGGCCUCGAGUUCGGGGGAAAUUUACACAAUCCAAUCGCAUCCCUCCCAACCUCUUACUGUACACAGUAUUAAUAAGGUUUCUGAAAGUUUACUUCUUUCAAUUGACUUCAACUCUAACAAAAUAGUAACUUCGGAUGCGGACGGAUUUAUUUAUCUCAUUAAUGCUUCCGACAAUCAUGUCAUUUGCAAAUGGAAAGCACACGAAUAUGAGCCUUGGUGUGCACAGUUCAACAGAAAUGAUGAUUAUUUGUUGUUAACAGGGGGAGAUGAUUGCAUGGCUCGUGUUUGGGAUCAGCGUGUCGGCUUUUCUCAAUCGGUUUUCGAUCAGAAACACGAAAUGGGUGUUUGUAGUCUCUAUGGAGUUCCAAUGCAUUCUCACUUGAUCUCUACCGGUUGCUUUGAUGAGAAGUUGCGUCUAUGGGACCUUCGAAAAACAAGGAGCGAUAAGCCCGAGGAACUCGUUGUGUUCCACAGUGAAGGCGGCGGUGUUUGGCGACACAAGUGGUCUCCUAACGGUCACCAUGUGCUGAUGGCCUGUAUGCACGCUGGCUUUGCAGUGGUUCAUGUUACGCAUUUCGGAUCUGAUGAUUUAAAACCCGUUGCCACGGCUGCAUUUUAUCGACCGACGGAAAAACUCGCCUACGGUGUCGAUUGGCAAAUCAAUAAUGGGUCUUCGGAUCAGUUUGAGGCUCAGAUAGGCACUUGCUCAUUCUACGAUAAUUGCGUCUCCUUUGCUACCUAUAGAGAUUCAACUGCUUGA